CGUGUAUUUCAAGGUACGAAGGAAUUUAAAGAGUAACACAAUACGUAUUGUGUUUUAGCAGCAAUGAAGUCGGUCUCGAACUGAUGUUUAUGGUAGCUCUGUGCACAUAUGACUGCACUAAGUGGAUAUGCGAAGAAGAGUGGCAGAUAGAACGGAAUUAUCUAAGGACAGCCCCAACUUGCAAAAAUAGACAAAAUAUGAGGGUCUCUACAAUUACCACUAUUGUACUUUUCGCACUUGUAUACAGCGAAAUGUACUUCGCUUUAAGACCGAGAAAACCGUGGCCACGAACGAUGCCAGGAAGGAACCAGAAGUCGAGACGUCCUGGGUACCAUCCAAAGCAAUUACGUGCGAGAGGCACGGGUGGAACUAAUAAGCGGCAUUAUCCACACGGUAGCCGUCUUACAAGCAAGCUUAAACCGGCUGCAGGUGUUCAUCACCAUGAUACUCAUCCCCGAAAUGUACCAAAACAUGUUGGAAAUACACCAGGUCAUAAUAAGCACGAUGCACACCACAAAAGUUCAGCAACUCUGAAUGGGAAACCAAGAGGGAGCACUCCCACAAGCACGGCGACAGGGAAUUCGCAUCGUUUGGAUGAAUCCACAGUUGGAUCUUCACCCAUGCCGCAUCCAGGAAUGCCGAUGGGUGGCUACCCAGACUAUGGUGGAGGUAUGGGAGUUAUGGGCACAAUGAUGGCAUUGCAAAUGGCACCCGGAGCGGUGGCUUCAUUGGGUGAAGCUGGAAAUGGCAUAGCACGGACGGUACUAGAGAAUAGGCCCACCGGAGGCGGAAGCAACGAUGAGGACAGCAGCAAAGAGAAAGGUAAGAAGACAGACAAAGAGAAAGAUGACAAGGCGAAAGAUAACAAGGAGAAAGAUAAGAACAAGAAUAACGGCAUGAGUAGUGACCACGGAAGAGCAUGACGUGGUUAGUAAAGUGCACAAUCAGAACUUCAACAAGAGCGAAGGCUAUGUUCUCCUGUUUUCGAUACUGCACCAACGCAUGAACAGCGCAUACUUUCAUCGUUGCAGACAAUACGAAUAUUAGGAUAUCAACACGAACAGAUAAUGACAACCGGGGAUAGUAAUACGUUCUUCCACACUUAUUUUCUGCAUUUCAAGGAAAUGCUUAAUAAUGUAUGCACCCAAAACUCAAACACUUGCAGCCUUCUCCUAUCAUAUUCCAGCAGAGUAUACGACUGGCAUCUAUCGUAACGGAAUGAAUGGGGUAGUUGCUGAACAAUAUAUGUUGUCCACGCAUGGUUAGUUCAGCAUUGUCAAUAAUAUUUACUCACCUGAGGGGGUGACGUAAGUAGUGAAAGUUCAUGUCUUUUCACUCUGUGGUGGCUCUCAACUGCUUCAAUAUCGGUUGUGAUUGACGUAGACUUCUGUCUUUGGAUUGGAAAUCAAUAUUUGCCUCCCCUUAUCUCACGCGCAUCUGUGCGAACCUAUAAGUAAUUCUUAGAAGCUGUGCUAGUGAGGUAAAAGCAAACAGUUUGCGGCAAGAUGUUAUUUCGUGACUCCCUAUUUGAGGACAGAUGAAUUGUGGGACAAUAAAUUAAAUUCAAUAAAAUUUAGUUCAUUUCAGGUCUUGCUUUAAGAGACACAGGCUAAAGGCUUUAUUCGCCUGACGGUGGCUUCUGCUGUCGCAACAAGUGCAGUACAGAAAGCAAAUCACAAGAAUGUGAUAGAUCUAUACAUAGAUAUAAGUAAAAAUAUACAAACUAAAAUGGCAAUCACCAUGAUACACCGGUGGUGAUCGUUAUGAUACAAAGUUUUGGUCAUCCCCAUACAAAAAAAACACAUAUUUCUUCGCAUGAAAAAUGUUACUAAAAGAGGAUGGUUUAUUUUACUGGCAACAAAGAAGACAUAUAAUGCACUCAACCUUACAGAGCAAUACGAAAUAUAUACUACUCUAAACGCAGUAUAUUUCACCAAUACAAAGAAAUAUGCAGGAUAAUGUUAGGGAGCUAGCUAUACGACCAUGGAUUAGUGCAGUGCUCUCCAAGGUGGUGAAAAAGACGAGUGUGUUUCGUGAAACGCUCGCGCUCGUGACUCGCCAGCCAUCUUGUCUAAUCCAUUUAGACAUUUGUAACACCUGUCUCUCACCUCUGUCACGGUAUAUACUAAAUAUCUCCUACAAUUAUGCAAGGGAAGUGUUUCACUUACAAAAUCAAAAUUGGCCACAACCCCAAGACUGGGCUUGCUUGCUCGCUAAUACUGUAGAGUGCAACGCUAUUUCAGGAAUUUCCUCUCUUGCUAUUCAUCGUCCUCAUCAUCUGCACAAGUUUACCAAUGGAAUGGCGUGCAACACCUGAAAUUUUUACUUAAGCACAAUGGAAGUUUCUUUUUGUAUGUUGAAUAUUUAUUUUUCGCGUGUGAUAUCACACGAUUGUUUGUGUUGCUUAUAGCAUCCAUUCGAGGAAUACAUUGUGCCAUCUAGCCAGCUUUGGAGGAAGUUUUAAGAAUGGCGACGCUUGUAUGGUGCUGAUUGACAAAAAAAGAACCCGCUCUGCUGGUGACCGAGUUGGUACCUGCAGUUCUUGCUCUCGUUGGGGAAAACACCAGAUACCAGAAAGUCCACUUUUUCUAAAUACCCUCUAAUAUAAAAGAAGAUAUGUUGACUUUCCUCAACGAUGUCAACUCGCAUGCAACGAAAUAGUUAAUGCUAUAAAAGGCAAGGACAUUUUAUCAAAUUUGUACUCAUUCUGCACCACCGUUAUAGUAAGAACAAUUGGACAAUCGUAAUUUUGCUGGUGCCGAUUAAGUUUCAAAAUAUGAGUAUACUGGUGGGAGCAGCUUCUUCUUGAGCAUCCUAAAGCCUUCGACGAGUUCUUAUGAGCGAGGACACUCUUACGCUUUGUAUAUAGAAAAUGAGGGAUUGGAAAAAUGAUAUUAAAAAUUAAGCAAUUUGCAGAAAUAAGAUAAAGUGAGCCCCACAGGUCAUGACAAACUGGAGAUCAUUGGCAGAGGAUUUCGUCCUGCAGUGGAAAUAAGAUAGGCUGAAGGUGGUGCUGAUGAUAUGAUAGGGUGUGAUAGGUCCGAUAUCACAUACCAAUAUGUAU
Rhipicephalus sanguineus (brown dog tick) is the source of this 3064-nucleotide messenger RNA. RefSeq lists its product as uncharacterized. Bases 84 to 923 code for a protein of 279 amino acids. The transcript is spliced from 12 exons. Lineage: Eukaryota; Metazoa; Arthropoda; Arachnida; Ixodida; Ixodidae. The record is from RefSeq and is a predicted model, not a curated record.